This is a messenger RNA of Penicillium verrucosum, 942 nucleotides long. RefSeq lists its product as uncharacterized. NCBI's taxonomy places the organism in Eukaryota, Fungi, Ascomycota, Eurotiomycetes, Eurotiales, Aspergillaceae. Bases 1 to 942 code for a protein of 313 amino acids. The record is from RefSeq and is a predicted model, not a curated record. The transcript has 3 exons.
AUGUUUAUGCUUUUAGACGUUGUCUCCUCGGCGGAUGUUCCCGACAAUGGGACGGAGGCCCGCCUUAUCGGGAAUAACAACACCACUAGUAGUCCCUGGGUGAUAGUCGGAAACGGGACCGAUGAUCCUAUGGUACGGGUGGCAACCUACAUGGCAAAUCUCGGAGUGGACACGUUCACCGCGGGCAUACACAGCAACUGGGAGGGGUCGGAGCCCACUAUGUCCUGGAGCCAACUCAUGCGGCGCUACGACACCGAAAGUAUGCGUACCCAGCUGGGUGUAGUCCGACCCGGUCAGCCACUAAACCACCGGGGCGUGCUCGCUCUCGGCCCCCGCUCGGAUUGGCAAUCCUUGUUCUCCGAUCCAGUGAUCCCCACCUCCAUUUUGAAUGUCUCCGAUACAAAGCCGCUCAAAUUCCGGUCUCCUCGCGCUUCCAAGGCAUGGUCCUUCAAGGAAGAAUGCAGAACGAGGGCACAAUCAUGGUUGACCCGGGCAUUAUACUGUCUCGGGACUCGCUCCCGGGACACGUUAGAGCAAACCAAAAGCCCCGCCGUAGCUCUACAGACGCUCCUCACGAUUCUCACCCAGAUGGUCUAUUACGAGAAGCUGCUGCGACUCAAUGGAACCGGGCGUGCCGACCGCCUUCUCGGACGCGACGCUGAUUCCGACUCAAUUGAUAGGGUUUGGGGGAAUCACUGGCAGGCGGUUUCACAUGUGUACUCGAAGGACACGGUGGCAGUUCUAGAGAUGGCUGAUCAGAUGAAGGAUCAGGAGGUCGAGCGUUGGGUCAAGCGCAAAGAGCGUGGGGAAGAGCUCUACAGUGUUGCGCUUGAUGAAGGGGAUGCGGAGCGGGUGGCGCUGCCGGCUAAACAUUCGGAUUCGCCCCCGCGGCCUUCACUUUGCGGGUGCCUAUUGGCGGGGACUUCUCCACGUUAUAUUUAA